Maniola jurtina (meadow brown) is the source of this 1304-nucleotide messenger RNA. RefSeq names its product proteasome activator complex subunit 3 (gene REG). The record is from RefSeq and is a predicted model, not a curated record. Gene Ontology annotation, biological process: positive regulation of endopeptidase activity; regulation of G1/S transition of mitotic cell cycle; regulation of proteasomal protein catabolic process. The transcript is spliced from 5 exons. Gene Ontology annotation, cellular component: cytoplasm; proteasome activator complex; nucleoplasm. Gene Ontology annotation, molecular function: endopeptidase activator activity. Lineage: Eukaryota; Metazoa; Arthropoda; Insecta; Lepidoptera; Nymphalidae. The coding region runs from base 208 to 945 and encodes 245 amino acids.
ACCAAAUCAACCCAGCCCCCCAGCCCCCAACCCCAAACCAAACCACCAAAUUACCACCAAAUCCGUCAAAUCAAAUUGAAUAAAAAGUUGUGCGUGGUUGUCCGCCGUGCGGUUUCAACAAUUAACAAUUUAAUUUAACAGUAUUUAUUCAAGAUUACUUACUUAAUAAGAUUAAUAAAGGAACAAACAUAUUUUGUUUAAUAUAAAAUGGCAGACGUUGCAAAGAAGGUUCAGGACUAUAAGGAUUCCCUGAAACAAAAGGCAGAACACUUAAUUAUUAAAGGUUUUCCAGAGAAAAUAGUAAAGUUGAAUGAGCUUCUAGAAACAUCAAAUUUCCAAAAUCGAGAUCUUUCAGAUGUUCAUCAGGACUUAAACAUUCCAGUGCCACCACCAGCUCAGCUGAAUUAUGAACCCAACACAAAAAGACAACGCGUAGAUUCAUCUGAGGCAUCAAGUAACACAUCUAUAGAAGGUACAAAGGUGUACGCCCUGCCCAAUGGGACUGUGCCAUGCAACAAGCCACUCAGUGAUCUGAUUCAUCUUGUCAAACCUCAUAUUAGAGAGCUUGUUGAGGAUUCAAACUUGCUUAAAAUGUGGAUUUCAUUCAUGAUCCCCAAAAUUGAAGACGGCAACAACUUUGGUGUGUCAAUACAAGAGGACACCCUCGCAGAGAUACAGUCGGUGGAGUCGGAGGCGGCCGCGUUCUUCGAUCAGAUCUCACGGUAUUUCAUAUCACGGGCCAAGAUUGUCUCAAAGGUUGCUAAGUACCCACACAUUGAUGACUAUAGGAGAGCAGUGAGAGAGCUCGAUGAGAAGGAAUAUCUUUCUCUUUGGCUUGUGAUGUGCGAGAUUCGCAACCGCUACUGUUCGCUACACGACAUUGUCAUCAAGAAUCUAGAGAAAAUUAAAAAGCCGCGUUCAUCCAAUGCGGAAUCACUAUACUAGGUCCUAAUUUUAAUCUCAACUAGUAAUCUUAGACCUUGUGAAUUUUAAGGUUAUCUACCUAAAUUUAUAGGUCGCACCAAACUUAAUGGCCGGUCAAAAAUUAAGGUAGUCACUGAUCUGAAAGGCGAUUGUGAUCACACUGUCGUUUGCGAAUUGCGGUGCUAGAGCUGCUGUAUACAUUUAUCUGUCGAGACAAGUAAUUGAACAUCAGCUAUUUCAUUUUGAGAUCCACUUUCAGAAGCACUCGCCAUAUUUGCCCUAUAUCGACGGCUUUAGAGUGAAAACCUCGUAAGUGUAAAAGAAGUAACUUUUCAGGAGGAAGAAAAAACUGCGUGCUGUAACUAACAGAAGCGAGUAUU